This is a messenger RNA of Carya illinoinensis, 1050 nucleotides long. RefSeq lists its product as uncharacterized. The transcript is spliced from 3 exons. The coding region runs from base 1 to 1050 and encodes 349 amino acids. Lineage: Eukaryota; Viridiplantae; Streptophyta; Magnoliopsida; Fagales; Juglandaceae. Gene Ontology annotation, molecular function: nucleic acid binding; zinc ion binding. The record is from RefSeq and is a predicted model, not a curated record.
AUGGCUAAGAAUCCUCAACCAAAAUCACCCAAAUAUAACUCUCCUUCAGAAGAUCCUAAUAGCCAUUUCUUUAUACAUCAUAGUGACAAUGCUCACAUGGUGAUAGUCACUCCACCUUUAAUAGGUUCAAAUUAUCUUACAUGGAACAGGUCUUUCACAUUGGCUAUUUCAAUAAAAAAUAAGCUAGGAUUUCUAGAUGGCUCUGUUCCCAUACUAGACAUUUCUGAUCCUCUCUAUGUUCCCUGGUUAAGAUGCAACAAUUUACUCAUUGAGAUUUUCAAUUCCAUUUCAAAGGAGAUUGAUUCAAAUGUGAUGUUCGUGAGUUCAGCCAAGGAUGUGUGGGAGAAACUCAAAGAUCGUUUUUCACAACCUGAUAAUGUAUGGAUUUAUAAUCUCCAACAGCAACUAAAUUCCAUUGUGCAAGGAAACUUGUCUGUAAGUGAAUAUUUUACUCAACUCAAUGCUAUAUGGGAAGAACUAAAUAGCUACAGACCUUUGCCUCAUUGUUUGUGUGGAAAAUGUAAUCGUAAUGCUUUGAAUGACAUUGGCAAAACACAACAGUUAGAUAAUAUUUUUAAGUUUUUAAUGGGGUUGACUGACAAAUAUGAUAAUAUAAGGGAACAGAUCAUACUCACAAGCCUCAUGCCUUUCCUUGACAAGACCUUCUCUUUAGUUUUGCAAAAGGAAAGGCAAAGGAAAAUACGCACUGUAUCACUGUCUUCACCUGAGUCACCAGCUCUUGCUGUUUUACAAAACAAUAAGAGUAAAGAAAAAUCUGAUAUGACAUGUUAUCAUUGUGGCAAGGUUGGACAUACUAAGGAGAAAUGUUUCAGAUUGAUAUCUCAAUUGAACAUACAUGAACCAAAGACCUACCAAUCCUCUAGCCAAACCUCAUCCAUUCAACCUAACCCCACACAGUCAGCUGCUAUUGUGACCGAACUUCCAUCAAGUUCUAACAUGGCAAAUACUGUAGUGCUAACACUUGUAGUUGUCCUAUGGUACAGACUUAAGGUGCUGGAUGCUGCUAUGUCCAUAAAGAAAGGCCACUGA